This is a messenger RNA of Staurois parvus, 349 nucleotides long. The record is from the annotation of a GenBank genome assembly. NCBI's taxonomy places the organism in Eukaryota, Metazoa, Chordata, Amphibia, Anura, Ranidae.
CACUGACUGGCAGCACUGAUAGGUGGCACUGACUGGCAUUGAUAGGUGGCACUGACUGGCACUUAUGGGUGACACUGAAAGGCAGCUCAGAUGGGCACUGAUAUGUGGCAUUGAUUGAUGUGGCACUAAUGGGCAUGGAUGGGCACUGGCAGGUGGCAUGGAUGAGCACUGAGAGCUGGCACUGAUGGACACUGACAGGUGGCGCUGCUGGGGCUACACAGAUCAUCAGGGCUCACUGAUCAUCAGUGCUCUGAUGAUCUCUGUCAGCAUGACAGCUCGUGUGGAGAGGAAUGCCGAUAACUGGAAUUUCCCUGUUUACAUGUGGUCAGCUGUGAUUGGACAGCAUGUU